AUGAAAUCAUUUACGAUAUGUUUCCUAUGGUUUUUAACGCUGAUUCCUCUCAUUUGUGCGCAGUGGAUUAAACAAGAAGGGCUUUUAUUACCCAAUUCGUUUUUAGAGGUUGCCUCGGAAAAUGGUGAAGUAGACCCUAGCGAGCCGCCAGAUAUGCAUCUGGAUAUAUAUGACCGAGCUGAUCACGUUCUGUCGACUUCUCAAUCUUCAUCAACUGUAGUAUCAUCAUCUAGUGUCAUUGAACAGGAUCCUGUGACUACGACAAUGACAAUACCUACGUCUGGAGCUACCCCAAUAAUUGAUUCAACCCCGAUUAGGUUCACUAUCAAUCCUGGUGAUGUGCAUACCUACGAACUGUCGGGGAUUAAUCCUUCUGCAAAGGCUCUUUUCAUAUCUUUGAAUGUUUGUAAUGAGCCAUUUCAGUCUGUUCCUUUUGACCUGCCUCAAAACAAAACUCGUUUGACUUUGUUUGCUACUGACACUAAUAUGACAGAUGCUCCGAUGUCGCAGAUCGAGACAGAACUUGGAUAUGCAAGUAUCAUUCUUCGAGAUUUGCAAAGUUCUACGUCAGUAAUCGAAAUAGCUGGUCCUAAACUUCCGAGUGGUUUGAAAAGUAGCUCUUGGACUUAUGAAGUUAUUGCAUCCACGAAAGCACUACAAAGUGAUUUUUCAUUCACUUCAAAUCUCUAUCUCGUUGACACCGAUUUUGCAAAUGCCUUAUUUAUUACCAACAAUUUCACAACUAGUAACAAUGUUCCUACAGAAAAUAUUUCCGAUUUUGGAAUCUACGUUUACCAAUUUUCUAAUUCAUCUAAUGCUGGAGAUAUCAGAAGACUGUCACAAUCUUUCUGCGCUGUUAACACAGAAGGUGCCUUAAUUGACCAAGACAAUGCACAAAUGUCCAACACAACUCGUGGCUAUGGAAACACGAUGAAGGGUCAGAUUUUUGUGAGUGGUCUUAAUAAAUCGGAAACCUAUCUUGCAUUUCUCACAAAGCCUAGUGAGCGCUUGGUAUACCAAGCUGUAAAUUUUACAACAAAAUCUGAUACAAACUGCCAAGUUAUAUUUGAUCUUGAUUUUUGUUCAGGAGUAGCAUUUGCAGUGCCUGGAAAUGCCAGUGCUUUCACCACAGAGACUCUGCGAGAGUUCUAUGAUGAUAUGGCACUGAACAGAUAUGGAAAUUUCAGCAAGUCGCUGCAGAAUAUUCCUUGCAAUGCAAGUGCUGAAACCCAAUAUUCAAUAAUGAGAGGUUGUGAUGACUGUGCAAACUCCUAUAAACAGUGGCUUUGUGCAAUAACAAUACCUCGUUGCACAGAUUGGUCGAAUCAGCAAAGCUUCUUAUUCCCCCGUCCAGUGGGUCAAUCACGGAAUCCGGAGAUCAAUGAGGUCAUAAAGCCGGGAAAAUACAAGGAGAUACUACCUUGUGCCGACUUAUGUUAUAGCAUUGUUCAAGACUGCUCACCAGAUUUCGGAUUUUUCUGCCCCAAAGCAGGACGUGGAUUAGAGUUCUCGUACGGUCAGCGGAGUCCAAAUGGAGAUAUUAGUUGUAGUUAUCCAGGUGCUGCUUAUAUUCCCAGCACUGCUUCUACCGGUAGAACUAUAUCCAUGGAGUUGAUUCUAUUCGCUACCUUGCUGUGGAUUCUUUAA
Molecule: messenger RNA, 1647 nt
Organism: Sugiyamaella lignohabitans
Lineage: Eukaryota; Fungi; Ascomycota; Dipodascomycetes; Dipodascales; Trichomonascaceae
Gene: MID1
Product: Mid1p
Exons: 1
Coding region: 1-1647 (548 amino acids)
Biological process (GO): calcium ion import across plasma membrane
Molecular function (GO): protein binding; calcium channel activity
Source: RefSeq, a predicted model, not a curated record